AUGAAUGAAGAGCAGGCACCUACAACGUCUAAUCAGCUCUUGAAACAGGGAGCUGAAGGUAAGCUAUAUGUUGGUACUUACAAAGGAAAAUCAUGUUUGGUGAAGGAACGCUUUGAAAAGAAGUACAGACAUCCAGCUCUCGAUCGACAAAUCACACGACAACGAAUUAAGGCGGAGCAGAAAGCCUUCCAGCGAUGCGCUACAGCCGGGGUGCUUACUCCGGAGCUCUAUGGCAUAGACUUAGAAGGACGUAAAAUUUUCAUUGAAUAUCUGGAAAGGAGUAGAACAGCGAAAGAUUUUAUAGAUGAAUUAACCGCAUCCAAGGGCGCUACGGAAUCACUCGCACUAAAAGUAUUCGCUCAAAAACUAGGCCAAAUGAUAGGUGUGCUGCAUCAGAAUAAUCUAGUACACGGUGAUUUAACUACAUCAAAUUUUUUGUUGGAUCCGAUAGAAAGUAAUGAUGUUUUACCAUAUAAAUUGGUGAUAAUCGAUUUCGGACUGUCCCAUUUUAGUGAUAACACCGAAAAUAAGGGAGUAGAUUUGUACGUCCUGGAGAGAGCUAUACUAAGUGCUCACAGUCAAUUGCCAGAUCUUUUUGACUUAAUUUUACAGUCAUACUGUGAACAUAAUACGAAUCGCUGUAAAGAAACUAUUGCAAAAUACGAAGAAGUGCGAGCUCGCGGUCGGAAACGAACAAUGGUGGGAUAA
Messenger RNA from Anopheles nili, 708 nucleotides. It is a transcript of the gene Prpk, whose product is annotated as EKC/KEOPS complex subunit TP53RK. The coding region runs from base 1 to 708 and encodes 235 amino acids. The record is from RefSeq and is a predicted model, not a curated record. The transcript has a single exon. NCBI's taxonomy places the organism in Eukaryota, Metazoa, Arthropoda, Insecta, Diptera, Culicidae. Gene Ontology annotation, biological process: protein phosphorylation. Gene Ontology annotation, molecular function: protein serine/threonine kinase activity; ATP binding. Gene Ontology annotation, cellular component: cytosol; EKC/KEOPS complex; nucleus.